This is a messenger RNA of Lodderomyces orthopsilosis Co 90-125, 3600 nucleotides long. RefSeq lists its product as uncharacterized. The record is from RefSeq and is a predicted model, not a curated record. NCBI's taxonomy places the organism in Eukaryota, Fungi, Ascomycota, Pichiomycetes, Serinales, Debaryomycetaceae. Gene Ontology annotation, molecular function: protein binding. Bases 1 to 3600 code for a protein of 1199 amino acids. The transcript has a single exon.
AUGAUGAUACGACUGCGAAAUACUUUAUCCAUAGCAAAAAUUGUCCGCAGUUGUCACCAACACUCAAAUUUUCAACAUCUGUUUCUAGUACGAUCCUCAGCUAGCAAGUGCUUUCACAGAGAGAAACUAACUUCUAACCUACGGCUAAGGCAUUCACCAAAACUGAUAAAUCCACUAUUUACAAAUGCAAGAGGUCGCUACAAAACCAGCACUCGAUUGUACUCCACCUUCGACCAUUCAAAAGUACCAACGAGAGAAUUUUUAGGCAGCUUCCUAGAUCAUGAAUAUGCAGAAGCAAGCUCGCUAAUAUUCGAUGAAGAGAAGAGAAAUCAAUACCUUACUAAUCUCGGUCGAUUGUCUGCAGAGCUGGUUCCUCGAGUAACUAUGGAUUUUUAUAGGGUGGUCGAGGCUUCGUUUGAGUUUCCAGAUGAGGGAUUUGAGUUCAUCACACAAUUUUGGAGAGCCCUGAAUCAAUUAGAGAAUGAGAAUUUGCUCGAAUUAAUAAGGCGCAUUUUGGGCCAAAGAGAACGAUUGCUAUCAUUGAUUUUGAGUACAGGUCGUUUUCAUGUAUAUGAAAAUUUAGUUCUUCCAUCUAUACAAAAGCUUGUACCGAGUGACGAGCUCAACUUUUUGGAUGAGGUGACUAGAAUCUUGGGGCUACAAAGAUCCCCAUCAGGUCUAUUUCAAUACGAUAAGGAGAGUGUGUUGUCAUUGUUGACGAGCGGCGAUAUAACUAAGAGUGAAAAAAGAGAUGUAGUGAAAAUCCUUGUUGCAAAUUCCUUAACUGCAGGUAGUGGUCAUGUUUCCAGAAUGCAUUCGAUUGAAAUUUUUGUAAAGUAUGCAAAGAUAAUCGAAGGUGAUGGUUGGUUUACCAGUGAGAUUUCAUCAGAAUAUGAUGCACUUUUUCAAUCUGUUGGUAUUCCUUCCAGUGAGGAUAAAUUUGACGACUACUUUCAGGAAGUCAUCAAAAUUGUUGAAAAUCAUUAUAAUGUGUUUGUUGCUUAUAAAUUUUUGACUAAUAUUAUGCGGAACCUUUCAGAAAAGGCACCAUUUGUGACCUAUCGAUUAUUUGAAUUCAAAUCAGCACAAUGGAGACAAAGAAAUCUUCUCAAAAGAGAAGUUUUGAACUACUUAGAUCUUGCAUACGCUAUGAAGGCUUGCUUGAGGCUUGACGAGAAUAAAAUUUACGAAAUAUAUUUGCAAAAUGAAGAACUUCAUGAUGAUGAAUCACAGGAAGCCAUUUUUCUCGAUCUUUGUGUGCAACAUAAAGAUUGGAAAUCACUACAGGAUAGAUUCGAGAACAUGUAUGGGAAAGGAAAUCUACCGGACACAGUUCAUUACGGAAUUACGAUGCAAGCAUUAGAAUUUCUUGAAGCUGAUGGUGAAUUGGAAAGAUUAUACGAGCAAAUUUUAGAACGUGGUUUAAAGAUGAAUGCAGCUAUUUUUAUCGCUAGGAUGAAAGCCAAGAUAAGAAGAAGAAACCAGAAGGAAGUUGAAGCUAUAUUUGAGGAUUAUAUAUCUUUGGUCUUACAAAAGAGGGCAGAUAAGGAUGGUAUAUCGCACUUAUUUCCCUUUGUUUUGCAACUAUCUUUCUUGGAUGGAGAUAAUAGGUCGGUUUUGGCAACACUUCAGGCGUACCUCGAGAGGGAAGGAAAGCACCAACUUCUUAUUGUAUCAGGUAAAGCUUUGGGGUUAGUUGCGCGUCAUUUUUCCCAAAACUGCGCUUUGGGGGAUUUAAACAAACUUUUUGGAAUUGCAGAACGUUUCCAUAAAUUUGAUAAUGACUUUGCAUGUAGCUUGAUCGACGCAUAUUCCAAACUUGGACAAUAUGCAAAAGCUGACGAUGUUGCAUAUCUUGCCCAUGGCCGAACAAAUCCACCAUUCUCAGAUUUGCAAAUUUAUGCAUCUCAGUUGAAGAAUCAUCAAAAAUGGCGCCGUCUGUAUAUUUCCGGAAGCAUUAAACGAUACAAUAAUAUCAAAACAAACUACAUUGUUUCAUUGGCUUUACAAUCUGAAUUUUCGAUAUUUCAAUCGGGUUUUGGUGGUGUAGAUUUUUUGAGUUCAAUAAUGGAUGCUUUACGAGAGAACGCAAUAGACUACUCACAAGCUAAUUCAUUAAGAUACCUUCAAGGAAGACCCAUAAAAACGAUAAAUAGUCUUUUAAGGAGACAAAUUGCGAAUCGUAUGCGACUAGAUGAAAGGUUGUACUUGCCGCUAAUGAAACAAAAUUUGGUGUAUCAAAACUACAAACCAUUGAACGUGAUGAAAAUUUUUAAUGAGAUGAACCAAAGGAGGGUGUUGGUGACUGCGAAGUCCUAUAUACAUGUGAUGAGAGCGAUGAGAUCAUUGGAUAAGAAGUAUGAUAGAAGCUACAAAAAUAGUGCUGAAUUGUUGAAACAAAUGCUCCAGUUGUAUGGGUUUGAUGCGGAAAAGUCAAAAUCAAAUCCUAGACUUGACUUUAAGAAUGACAGUGUCUUAAUAUGCGAUAUUUUGAUAAAGUAUGUGCAGUCUGUUGGACUAAAGAAGGGAAGUAACUUAUUUUCUCGAUUCGUAUUAUUUUGUGAAAGGGCCUAUGAUGGUAAAUUACCACUUGAAUUGAGAGCCAAAAUUGACUACUUCUUGACAAUAUGUUACAAGGAAGUCAAUAGCAUUGAAUAUGGUCCUUUCUUGGAGCAAAAGUUUGAAGUUUACCUGAACAUGAUUUCUGAGUAUGUUCAAGAGAUGGGGAACGGUGAUGAUGCAUCAAUCCCACCUGUCCUCAAUGAAGCAUCAAGCUAUUUUACUAUACAACGAAUGAGAUACCUCAUCAACGAGAAUGCAUUUGGAGUGGAACAGCAGAAGGAGAUAAUUAAUGUGCUACAAAUGGGACUUCAGCCAAACAUAUUUGAUUACAACUACAUAAUUUCCUAUUUUUUGAAGCAAGCACCUUUAGUGCAUUUUGCCAAAACUAUGGAGAUCAUUGAGAAGUAUUUGAUAACGGGAAACCUAUCACAACUCAAGUUAUACCGAGAGAAGAAGCUAUGCUAUAAAAUCUGCAUGGUCUAUUUAUGCGACGUUUACGAUGAACAAAUAGUUGCUGAAAAUUAUAAAAUCCUUUCUGAUUAUUUUGGUAUAAAGUCAUUGAAUAAAGUAAGAGCUCGAUCGAAAAUGAUAGGAUGCCUCAAUUUCUUGAAAAGCUCAUCCGGGAGAUUGUUCAACAUUAAGUCAGACCCCUAUGGAUCUCGUUCAAUGAAUCAGUUCAACUUUAUUGACUACUUUAAUCCAGCUCGUGAUCUCAACAACGAGCCAAAGCUUUUCAAUGAAACUUCAAGGUUACUAGUUCAAGCAGUUUCUGAGCACUGCAAGAGAAACAAGGGUAGAAAAGCCUCAUUUGCAGGCCGGUAUCCCAAAAUAUCCACUUUCUGUAAAUCAGACCUAAAUUAUUAUUCAAAAUUGACCGCCUUUAAUGGUAAAAUUGAUUAUUUGAAUUCGUCGCAAGAUACGAGACUACGAAGGACAAAGGAUGUAUUAAGGGAAUUACUAUUCAACCAUAACAAUACUAAAAUAUUUAUACCAAACACCACCAACGCUGUGGGAAAAGUUGACAGAACCUCUAGCUGA